UGCUGACGUUCGGCCCAAAAAAUAGGAAACGUAGGUGGAAAAGUUAGAAAAACACGUAAAACACAAGGUAAUAAACGCUAAAACAGUUGCUGCACUCGUCCCCCAUCUGUGUGUGCAACGUGUGUUCACCUGCCACUAAGCAUACAUCGGCCAAUCUCUCUGGGAAACCAUUCGACAACACACCGAAGAUGAUCCUGCAUUCUGGUCCGCCACGGGGCCUGUCCCCGCUGCUGUUGUUGCUCCUGCUGCACACGCUGUUGACACUGGGUGGUGCCUUCUAUUUGCCUGGCCUGGCACCGGUGAACUUUUGCAAGACAACCGAUACGUCCAGCACAUGCAAGUCGGAUGUUAUCUUGUAUGUGAACCGCUUGAAUACUGAGGAAUCGGUCAUACCCUAUGAAUAUCAUCACUUUGAUUUCUGUCUGGGCGAAGAGGAGAACUCACCCGUGGAGAAUCUCGGCCAGGUGGUCUUUGGCGAGCGCAUACGACCGGGUCCAUAUAAAAUUCAGUUUCUGGAGAAUCAAGCAUGCGCUUUGGCCUGCACCAAGGAGUACAAGGGUGGCGAUCCCAUCAGCAAUCGUCGCAUGAUGGUCCUCAAGAAGGGCAUCAGCUUGAACUAUCAGCAUCACUGGAUUGUGGACAAUAUGCCGGUGACCUGGUGCUAUCCGCUGGAGAAUGGCAAACAAUAUUGCGGCACCGGCUUCCCCAUGGGCUGUCUCGUGCGCACCGAUGGCGAGGGUUGUCCCAUCAACUCCAUCUACAACCAGCCCAUGCAUUACUAUCCCUUUAAUCAUGUGGAUCUGGAGAUUACCUAUCACAGCGGACAGCUCGAGGACUGGGGCAUUGGCUUUGGCAACAGUGGCAGGAUUAUCUCCGUGAAGGUUACACCCAAAUCCAUCAAGCACACCGAUCCCAAGUCACUCAAUUGCCUGAGCGCCGAGCCGCUGGCCAUAAGCGAGACUUCCCUGAAGACCGGCGAGCAGCUGAACAUUGUCUACUCGUACAGCGUCAAGUUUGUGAAGAAUGAUGCCAUCAAGUGGUCCUCCCGCUGGGAUUACAUUCUCGAGUCCAUGCCCCACACGAAUAUUCAGUGGUUCUCCAUCCUCAAUUCCCUGGUGAUUGUGCUCUUCCUCAGCGGCAUGGUGGCCAUGAUAAUGCUGCGCACUCUGCACAAGGACAUUGCCAGAUAUAAUCAGAUGGAUAGCGGCGAGGAUGCACAGGAGGAAUUUGGCUGGAAGCUGGUCCAUGGCGAUGUGUUCCGACCGCCACGCAAGGGCAUGCUGCUGUCUGUUUUCCUGGGCUCUGGCAUCCAGGUGCUCGUCAUGUCCAUGAUUACCUUGGCCUUUGCCUGCUUGGGUUUCCUGUCGCCCGCCAAUCGCGGUGCUUUGAUGACCUGCUCCAUGGUUUUGUUUGUGUCGCUGGGCACACCCGCUGGCUAUGUGUCGGCGCGUAUUUACAAGAGUUUUGGCGGUCUCAAGUGGAAGAGUAAUGUUAUACUCACCUCGAUUGUGUGUCCAGGCGUUGUCUUCUCGCUGUUCUUUGUCAUGAAUCUGGUGCUGUGGUUCGAGAACAGCUCGGGCGCUGUGCCCUUUAGCACUUUGGUUGCCCUGCUGGCGCUCUGGUUUGGCGUCUCCGUGCCGCUGACAUUUGUUGGCGCUUACUUUGGUUUCCGCAAGCGCGCCCUGGAGCAUCCUGUGCGCACCAAUCAGAUACCGCGACAAAUACCCGAUCAAUCGAUUUAUACACAGCCCAUACCCGGCAUCGUGAUGGGCGGCGUGCUGCCCUUUGGCUGCAUUUUCAUACAGCUCUUCUUUAUACUGAGCUCCCUGUGGUCCAGCCAGAUGUACUACAUGUUUGGCUUUCUCUUCCUGGUCUUUCUUAUUCUCGUCAUCACGUGCUCGGAGACGACCAUUUUGCUGUGCUACUUCCAUCUAUGUGCCGAGGAUUAUCACUGGUGGUGGCGCUCCUUUCUCACAUCGGGCUUUACGGCUGUCUAUCUAUUUAUUUACUGCUGUCACUACUUCAUCACGAAGCUCUCGAUCAAGGACAGUGCCUCGACGUUCCUGUACUUUGGCUACACGGCCAUUAUGGUCUUUCUUUUCUUCUUGCUCACCGGCACCAUUGGCUUCUUUGCGUGCUUUUGGUUCAUAAGAAAGAUUUACAGUGUGGUGAAGGUGGAUUAAAUGCUGGACACUGGAUGGAGCGGGAGGAUCGAGCGAGAAUUGUGUGCAAGAAAUGUAUUUUUGUAUUUGUUUAGCCACAAAUUUACACUUAAGCCUAA
Messenger RNA from Drosophila subobscura, 2281 nucleotides. It is a transcript of the gene TM9SF2, whose product is annotated as transmembrane 9 superfamily member 2. Bases 189 to 2183 code for a protein of 664 amino acids. Gene Ontology annotation, biological process: protein localization to membrane. The record is from RefSeq and is a predicted model, not a curated record. The transcript has 5 exons. Gene Ontology annotation, cellular component: membrane. NCBI's taxonomy places the organism in Eukaryota, Metazoa, Arthropoda, Insecta, Diptera, Drosophilidae.